AUGGCUGCUACUAUAUUUCGCGACCGUCACCUAUACACACUCCCACAAACACACGUACCCAAGUACCGACCGACGAUACUCGCCAACUUUUCUAAUUGGCUAUCUUUCUUUAAGCCGCGAAUAUUACGUUCUACUACGACCGACACUGGACAUCGAAAACCGCUGAUUGGAUCGAUCUGUUUCAAAGCUUCAUUCACCUGUUUGAUUUUAUGCAUUAUUUCAUUAACGAACUGUUUCCGUUCAAAGAAUUUUAUUUCCCGACAAUGGAAACAGUUGCUCGCUAACUCAGUAGUUACAAUAAUGGCUGUAUCAACAGAAAGUAUAAUGACCACAAGCCUCAAUGACCCUGUAACCAAAGCAGUAAUGGAUAAUAUAAUGGGUAAUUUACCCACAAAAAAGCCUCUUGUUAGAUGCGAUGAUUGUGAUCUUUCAUUUACAAGUCAAACAGUAUUAGAUACUCAUUUACAAGGUGCUCGCCAUGCUAAACAGAUGAGAUCCAAGAACAUAAUGGCAUCUCUUGAAGAAACAAAAGUAUCAUUUACAAAAGAUGAAGAAACAAAUGGAUUAAAAUGCAACGUGUGUAAUGUUUGUCUAAACUCUAUUCAGCAACUUCAGACACAUUUGAAUGGAAGCCGACAUAAAAAGAAAGCAAUGAGAGGUGAGUGGGAUGGCAAAGAAUUUGGCAAUUCAAUGACACCAACCACUACGAAUGUCCAAGAAAACUCGGGAUCUAAAAGCACAUCACUUUCGUGUAACAUGUGCAACAAAAUUUUCAAUUCUCCAGCUCAAUACAAUGUGCAUAUAACAUCAAAAAGACACACUUUCAAAUUAAAUCAAGUAAGAACUAUAAAAAAGAAAAGGGUUUUUUCACAUUGGAGAAAACCUAAGACUGGUGUACAUCCUAAGAACUUUAUUUAAUUAUUAUCAAAUAACUUUGUACCAAGAGGUUUCACAAAUCAGGCAUAGGAAAAGUGCAACUAAAUGAAUAUAUCUAUUUUAAUACAUGUAUGAUGCAUUCAAAUAUAAAUGUUUUAUUCUUAGAAAAAAUUAAAGGAAGCAAUUCUAAAACCACACUAUUUUUCAUCAAAUUAAUUUGAUGAAUGGUACUCGACUUUCCAAGUACACAUACAUAUGAUACCACUUGUAAUGUUUGUUCAUACACAUGCAUGAUUUAAUCAGUGUAUUGAAGUAUACAUUUUACUCUUGGCACUCUUCCUUUAUAAUAUUAUAAUAUAAUAUACAAUUAAAAUAAAAAGAUCAUAUAUUAAGAAAUUAGAUAUAUUUUAGUUAUUGAUAGUGCCUCUAAUAUUAACUGAAAUAGUGCAAGAAUGCACUGCUGCAUUGUAUAAAUGUACAAGUAUAAUCAUUUGAAAGAUAAUAGAAAAAUAUAUGAUGUUGUAAUUCUUAAUAAAUUACG
Molecule: messenger RNA, 1417 nt
Organism: Megachile rotundata (alfalfa leafcutting bee)
Lineage: Eukaryota; Metazoa; Arthropoda; Insecta; Hymenoptera; Megachilidae
Product: zinc finger protein 346
Molecular function (GO): zinc ion binding; nucleic acid binding
Source: RefSeq, a predicted model, not a curated record